ACGAGCUGCGGCGAAAGCUGACGUUUGCUUCUUCCUCUUCGCAACCCUUCAAUGUCGACGCAUCAUGCAGCAGUGAACUCGCACGCACACCCCGCCAGGGUCCUUUCUAAUGCAGCUAUCAACACAAUGAAUGAGGAUGUCAAUCGCAAGGAUGAGGAUGGGAUGACCCCUCUGCACUAUGCCGUGGCCAGUAACAAUCUCGAGCUGGUCAGGACACUCCUGAGACGCCCUAAAAUUGAUGUCAACGAGAAGGACCUCGAGUCGGGUUGGACGGCCCUUCAUAAGGCUCUCUAUCUUGGACAUCUCAGGAUUGCCUUGGAAUUGAUUCAACACAAGGAUAUCAACAUGACCAUCGAGGACAAGGAUAGGAAUACGGCAGUUGAUUUAUGCCAGGCAACUCUCCCUGUAUCCCUAAAGAUGGGGCCAUGCCCGGCGGACGCUCUAUACACCUGGGGAUCCAAUUCGAACUUCACUCUCGGACACAACGACGGCGAUGACAGGAAGAAUCCAGAGCUGGUCAAGUUUCCUUACCAAACCAAUACCAUCACGUUUCCGAGGGUCAAAUCGGCCAAGCCGAUAUUGUACCAGCUUUCCAUGAGCAAGUUCCAUACUGCCAUCGCGACAUCAGAGCCUGGAUUUACUGGCAAGUUGUGGGGCUUCGGUACUAAUGGAAGACUUGGAUCGGACCGAAAAAUGCAGAUGCGCCCGGCACCCAUAUCCGGAAUCUCUGGCAACAUUGUCUUCACCGCUCUGGGAAGGGAUCACACGGUUCUCAUCACCUCCAAGGGUGAGGUCUACACCCUUGGAAACAACAAGUAUGGUCAACUGGGAUACACCCUGGAUAUUCCCAAGAACGGUCAGGAUCCGAUUCAGGAUUCGCCGAAGCGGGUUGCCCUCAACAUUGCAAAACUCCCUAUCGUGGGCGCUGCAGCAUCGAAAUGGCAUACUGUUGUCCACACAGGAUCAGAGAUGUUCACGUUCGGUUUCAACUACGGUCAAUUAGGAUAUGAAAGAAAGGGCGAUAUACAGUUGGGGCCCAGAAAGGUUGCUUCGCUUCCCCCUGGUCUGAUCAUGCAGGUGGCAGCGUCCGAUGUAGCCACCGCCUGUCUCAUGUCUUCAAACGAUGUCAUCGUCUUUUACAAAUACGCAUACCACCGAGUGUCGUUCUCGCUCUUCCCUUAUCCUGAUUGGUUCUCUACCUUGUGCAUGCCGAUGGUCUUGAACGAGAACCGCCCAUGCAAGAUUUCCUGCUCGGAAAACAAGUUUGGAAUGAUGACGAGAUGGGGCGAUAUCCAUGUCUGGAGCUACCCGGAUGCAGAUGCCGGAAUUACACUCGGGUCUUUGCCUUCAAACCACUCCAUUCCGUUCUCAUCGAUUACACCGCCCGAGAAACCAAGACGAGUUUGGACGUACGGUGGAGACCGAACACAUGCCAUAGACUUUGCGCUGGGGCAAAAUGGCUCAGUUAUCAUGCUCACCAAAGGCGGGCAUGUUUACAUUGGUAUCAACAAGGGAAACACUGUCGGACGAAAUGUCAAGUGGCAAAGAAUCCCACAUCUCGAUCGUAUUGUGCAAGUCUACGCUAAUCCUAGUGGCGCGUGGGCAGCCCUACGCUCGGAAUCGACACUGACUCCAGUAGUCGUGCGUCCAGGAUCCCUCGGUUUUGAUAUGGAACAGUCGCUUUCUCAGUUUCAUCUGUACCGUAACAAUGAAAAGAAUCGAGACAAGAGUGUGCAGAACAGAGUUUUCAACGAUGAUGAUGAUGAGGAGGAAGAUGAGGACGACAAGGUGGCAGCAGACCCUUGGAGGAUUGAUACCAACGGCUGGCAGAAUAUUGAGAAGAGCUGGGAUUAUGAUGUCGUCCCGCUCCUGGAUAUGACGGCGAACCUCACCAACAACACCAGCAGCUCUGUCUCGGGAAGCCAUCUCUUUGAUGUGGAGAUUCAGGCGGGAAAGAGGAUACUUGGUGCACACAGAAUAGUCCUUGCAGCCCGGAGUCCAGUCUUCCAUCGAGCAUUCAUCGACACGCCUCGCUCCCUCACAAAUGUCGGGUCUCUUGUGGUAGUGGAUCCAACAGCAAGUGGAUCCACCAGCAGGACGCUCUACACCGUUCUCUUGAAGGUCGAAUUUGCCACAGCGGUGCUUCUUCUUCAGUUCUUGUACAGCGAUCGAUUCGAUCCGUUUUGGGAUGCGCUUGAUCUGCCCAAGGCCAAAAAGCAAUAUGCUCUCAAAGUCCGACAACAACUCUACCAUUUGGCAUUGGAGCUUUCGUUGCCUACUUUGCAGGCCGCUCUUCAAUACUCGUUUACUCAUGUCUGCAGCGCCAGUCUUUCAAAAGACAUGGAUCAAGUGGUACAGAGCCCGUCAAAGCUCAAAAGUCUAGCCGAUGUUCGAUUGCUACUCAAGGACAGCGCUUCUAUGGACGUUCAUCAGAUGAUCUUGGGACACCGCUCUCCAUUUUUCAACGCCAUGUUUGUCAGGACGGACGAAUGGAUCCGUGAGAGACAGAGUUGGAGACGUAUUUCAGACACCAGUGGAGAGAUUGAGGAUACGAUUCUGGAGAUUGACAUGAAGCAUAUGGACUUGGAGUCGAUGACCCUGGUCAUGAAGUAUAUCUACACCGAUUGCGGCCCAGAACUGUUUAAUGACACUGAAAAGGACGGCAUGGAUGAUCUCAUUCAGCUGGUUAUCAACGUACUUCAAAUUGCAGACGAGUUGCUCAUAGACCGACUGAAAGAGAUUUGCGAGAAUGUUCUAGGCGAGCAAGUCCGUGCAAAAACUGUGGUUGCCUUUUUAGAAAUCUCGUUGAUGUAUGCGGCCGACUCACUAAAAGUAACCUGCAUCGAUUACCUGUGCCAUAACAUCGAAAUGGCCCUUGAUCAGAGAUGGCUGGAGGGCGUCGAUGAUGAUAUUUUGAUAUUGGUGGAGAGGGCUCUGAAAGACAAGCAGGAUGCCUUUAUGCCUUAUGUGCGGUCUGGACGCCAUCUCCCGGACCCGGCAGUAGUAGGAGAGAUGAAGGAAUCAAUCAAGGUCGGAGGCUAUCGGUUCUAUCGUCCACGCGGAACCUUCAAGCCCGACGUAUCAAAAGGUUCUCGACAAAGUCAUGAGCGGGACAUGGAGCAUAUGCAUACCGCCCAGCGAUCAGCAACCAUUGUUGCAGCUCCGCGAGUUUUGUCAUCGUCUUCGCGACUUGCACUUGCUUCAUCCACUACAGCGCCGGUCAUACCGCUCUCGUCAACAUCUGACAGCGCGCGUGCGCCAGGUCCCAUCGAAAAUAUCUCGCCUAUCUUGCAGGGUCUUGAGAGAUCUGGAUCGCUAUCAAAUGCUCAGGGCACUCCAGAUUGGCCAAUGCUCUCAGAUGCGCCUGUGGCAGGGAGGAGAGAUAUCCCAGCACUGACGACGAGGAAGACAAGCUGGGCCCACGUUCCGAAUGUGGAAAGCACACAGAUGUCUCGAGCUGGUCAGGAUGCAGGGGCAGCAGAUAAUUUGUCGAGGCCAACCCUACGUGAGAUCUUGGAACAGGAGCAGCGUCAGGGACAGGCGCAUCCGAACAAGGGCCUCAGCAUUCCUGUCGCUACGGCCGUUACUCAAAAGACAAGUAAACUGUCGCAAAAAGAGCGCCGGAAAAUGCAGCAACAGCAACAAUCGCCAUUAUCGUCCGACCCGGCUCAGGCGACUCAAUCUCCGCCUGCCUCGCAGGCCUGGGCAAAAGUACCGCCUGCGCAUUCUCUGGACCUGACUCUUGGAGGCGUUGAUGGAUCGGGAUUACUGCGAAGACAAAAUUCUGCGGGAAUUGCUGGGACUCCAGUUAGCACUCCUACUCUGCUUGACAUUCAGCAGAGCGAACUCUCGCUCUUCCGAACUCAGCCCAAGGAGGUCCCUCGUGUCGCUAUUGCCACCUCGAAGCCUGUCAAGGAGACAACGCGAACGAAUACAGCGGAAAGAACAUUUUCAGAAGCGCCUUGGAGAUUGGAUGCGAUCCCAGAGCCCUUGCGAGCUGUUACCAGGCACCAAAGUCAGAUGUAUCCCAAGCUGGAAUCCAAUGCUUCGUCAGCAGGAUCAUUCUCUUCGCCAUCCCUGGGUCCUGUCCGAAACGGCCUUCCAUCAAAUGGUUCGUCGAGUGAGCUGGCUGCAAACAAUGGCAGCGCAAGCGGCGCAGACACACCGGCACCAACAGCAACAGCUCUCUCGACCUCUGGAAUGUCUGUUCCUUCGCCCUCUGCGUCAUCAGCAUCUGCGUCUUCUUCGCUCUCGUCAUUUGCAAUUAUCCAGAACCAGCAAUUGAGGGACCGAAACAUGUUGUUGCGGGCACGGCAUCACAAGAAGAGUCUUUAUCAGAUCCAGAUCGAGGAACAGGCAUUGAGCCAGCUCCGAGCAAUGAGCCUUGACCGCGUGCGUGCUAAGGCAGCGGGGGGUACUGGUGAAUGGUUCACCUGCGAGAUAGGCCAACAAUAUUAGUAUUCCAUUGCUCAAUAGACAACCCUGCCCGCCCUAUGGUAUUUAUGUUUCGUUUUUGCUGUUUUUGUUUGAGAGAGAUUUCCGCAGAGACUUCGUAGACACUCGAUCCCGGGCGAGGCGUAAGCCAGGACGAUAUAGGUGUGUCCCCGCCAGGACCUGGCCCUCAAUGAGGGACUGAUCAGGUCACUGUUGCUGAUGUCUUGCUGAACACUAGCACUGCCUUGCUAUGGUAGAAAGAACAAAAGAGUGACUCUGUGCGAGCG
Molecule: messenger RNA, 4721 nt
Organism: Gamsiella multidivaricata
Lineage: Eukaryota; Fungi; Mortierellomycota; Mortierellomycetes; Mortierellales; Mortierellaceae
Exons: 8
Coding region: 52-4458 (1468 amino acids)
Molecular function (GO): protein binding
Source: RefSeq, a predicted model, not a curated record